Messenger RNA from Ilex paraguariensis (yerba mate), 1946 nucleotides. The record is from the annotation of a GenBank genome assembly. Lineage: Eukaryota; Viridiplantae; Streptophyta; Magnoliopsida; Aquifoliales; Aquifoliaceae.
AGAACGGCACAUAAAGCUAAACCCCCGAUACAACUCCAAUAAUUCACUCCAUCUCCAACUCCAAUAAUUCACUCUCUGUGUUCUCAGUUCUCACAACUACCGCCCACCCUCUGUGUUUUCACAAGUUUAGGCCAUGGAUGUAGCUUUCACCGACGACGGCUUCCAGGCGGAAAGGUUGUUCAAGCAGGGAUACUCCUACACCUACGAUGACAUUAUCUUCCUCCCACACUAUAUCGACUUCCCUACCGAUUCCGUCCAACUCGCCACCAAACUCACCCGCAAUCUCACCCUCUCCAUUCCCUGCGUCGCCUCCCCCAUGGAUACCGUCUCCGAGACCUCCAUGGCGGUCUCCAUGGCCGCACUCGGCGCCAUCGCAUUCGUCCACUCCAACAACACCCCCUCCCACCAGGCAUCCAUCAUCCGCUCCGCCAAGUCUCAUCGAAUUCCAUUCGUCUCUGAUCCACUCUUCAAAUCGCCUUCUGAUACUAUCGAUUCCAUAGACGAAUUCGCUUCUUCAAACUGCAUUUUCGUUACCGACUCCGGGACCAAGAAAUCCAAGUUGUUAGGUGUCGUUUCUAAGGCAGACUGGCAGGCAUUGAACGACAAGGAAGUUACGGUGUCUGACUACAUGGUUAAAUCUCCGGUCUCCUUUCCGUCCAACUGUGAUUUCGAGGAUGUUGCUGGGUUUUUAGCAGCAAAGAAGCUUGAAUUUGUGCCGUUGGUGAAUGAGAAAGACGGGGAACUAGUGAACGUGGUGACGGCGGAUCAAGUAGAAAGAAUCCGAGGAUUUCCGAAGUUGGGUAUGCCGUCGGUGGGACCAGAUGGGGAGUUUCUGGUGGGGGCGGCGAUUGGGACGAGGGAAUCCGAUAAGGAUAGGUUGGAGCAUUUGGUGAAGGCGGGGGUGAAUGUGGUGCUGUUGGAUAGUUCCCAAGGAAAUUCCAUUUAUCAGACUGAGAUGAUUAAGUAUAUCAAGAAGACGUAUCCUGAGUUGGAUUUGAUCGGUGGAAAUGUUGUGACCAUGUACCAGGCUCAGAAUUUGAUUCAGGCUGGAGCUGAUGGGUUGAGAGUAGGGAUGGGCUCUGGCUCCAUAUGUACCACCCAGGAGGUCUGUGCCGUGGGUCGGGGACAGGCAACUGCUGUCUAUAAGGUUUCAUCUAUUGCGGAACAAAGUGGUGUUCCUGUCAUUGCUGAUGGUGGCAUUUCGAAUUCUGGACACAUCGUCAAAGCUUUGACCCUAGGAGCAUCAACUGUUAUGAUGGGAAGUUUCUUAGCUGGAAGUAGUGAAGCUCCUGGAGCCUAUGAAUAUCAGAAUGGUCGUCGAGUUAAAAAGUAUCGAGGCAUGGGAUCCCUAGAAGCAAUGACAAAAGGGAGUGAUGCUAGAUACUUGGGUGAUACUGAGAAGCUGAAGAUUGCUCAGGGGGUCGUUGGGGCAGUUGUAGACAAAGGUUCAGUUUUGAAGUUCAUACCUUAUGCCAUGCAAGCAGUGAAGCAGGGUUUCCAGGAUCUUGGUGCUUCCUCCCUUCAGUCUGCUCAUCACCUGUUAAGAUCAGGAGUAAUAAGGCUCGAGGUAAGGACUGGAGCAGCACAAAUUGAAGGUGGAGUUCACGGGCUUGUCUCUUAUGAAAAGAAGUCCUUCUGACAUCUCAAAGACCCUACACUAUUGGCAGGUGUAGCUCAUUCAAUGUUUCUCUGAAUGAAUCGACAAUUAGUUGAAAUUGGUAUUUAGUUUGUUCAUGCACAACUUCUUGACUUAAAAUCUGUCAAAUUGAAGGAAUUUAUAAUUAGAUUUGGCACAAAAACCGUUAUAUUUACACCUUUGGAAGUCCCAUUUUUUUUCUUAGUCGAUAGGUUCACCACAUCUCUUAUUGUUGAUCAUGAGAUUGUCUACUUUGUUUGAAUGUGCAAUUUGUGAAUAUUAUAUUUGGUGGGGAAGAGCAUUGUCUAGG